Gadus morhua (Atlantic cod) is the source of this 7549-nucleotide messenger RNA. RefSeq names its product solute carrier family 12 member 2 (gene slc12a2). Gene Ontology annotation, biological process: ammonium transmembrane transport; sodium ion homeostasis; chloride transmembrane transport. The record is from RefSeq and is a predicted model, not a curated record. Gene Ontology annotation, molecular function: sodium:potassium:chloride symporter activity; ammonium channel activity. Gene Ontology annotation, cellular component: apical plasma membrane. The coding region runs from base 532 to 4005 and encodes 1157 amino acids. The transcript has 27 exons. NCBI's taxonomy places the organism in Eukaryota, Metazoa, Chordata, Actinopteri, Gadiformes, Gadidae.
CCUUGAAGCGGUGCCAGUUGCGCUGUAUAUUAGUAGGAAGAGAGAGGCGUCCGUGGUCCAGGAGGAGUUGCGGUAAGGUUAACAGCAGCAUCUUAGCCAGAACGUCAACGAGGAGGAAAGGGAGGUGAAUUAUACUUCCUUUAACAUAGUUGUGGGACAGGUAACUGGUGAAUAUUGGAUCGUGCUUCUCUCGAUGAGUAGUGGUAGCCGGGGGGUGAACAUUUAUGUGAAGUCCUUGUCUAUCGAGAGUACACGGCGAGGCAGCUAGCAAGCAAUUUAGCCUUCUACAUGUUCGCCUCGGCUGCCUUUUGUUGAUACAAAUCGAACCGCCUCGUUAGUAAGAAGCGCUUAGCGCUGUUCACUGCGCUUUUUUUUUUACAUUUCCUCAUUUUUCUUUUUUAAACGCUUGCUCGCGGCAGCUCUUUUUUGGGGAGGGAGGUUGAAACUAGGCUAGGAGUUGGGAGCUGUGCUGUGUUCUAGCGCACACACGCGUGUACCCGCUUGUUCACUCUUGUGUUCAUCAGCAUCACCAUGUCUUCAUCACCUACACCACCCGCCCUGGAAGGAAACGCCGCAUCCGAGAGCGUUGGGCUGGCCGUGGACGCGGGUCUGAAGCCCGCCGGUCCCACACCGAGCCAGAGCCGGUUCCAAGUAGACCUUGUUACUGAGGCAGCCGGCGCCGCCGCCGCCGCACAUGAUAAAUCGCCCAACUCCGAUGCCUCUACCAUCCCAACAAAUGACAAAGCCACGCCCGUUGCCGAUGGAGCCGACGGGGCCGGUGGGGAUGAAGGCAAGAGCCGAUUUCGAGUGGUCAACUUUGCGGAUCCGAGUGAAGCCGGUAGCCCCCUGGACGCCGGUCCGGCCGAGGGUCUGCAGAACGGGGACACUGUGAUGAGCGAGACCAGUCUGCAUUCAUCGACAGGAGGGCAGCAUCACUACCACUACGACACCCACACCAACACCUAUUACCUGAGAACUUUUGGCCACAACACCAUUGAUGCGGUUCCCAACAUCGACUUCUACCGCCAGACCGCCGCGCCGCUGGGGGAGAAGCUGAUCCGACCCACGCUGUCAGAGCUGCACGACGAGCUCGACAAGGAACCCUUUGAUGAUGGCUUCGCCAACGGCGAGGAGCUCAGCCCGGCCGAGGAGGCUGCCGCCAAAGAAGCCGCCGAGUCCAAGGGCGUGGUCAAAUUCGGUUGGAUCAAGGGCGUGCUGGUGCGAUGCAUGCUGAAUAUCUGGGGUGUGAUGCUCUUUAUUCGCAUGUCAUGGAUUGUGGGCCAGUCAGGAAUAGUUUUGUCCUGUUUAAUUGUCCUGAUGGCCACUGUUGUGACAACAAUCACCGGCCUUUCCACCUCAGCUAUCGCCACCAACGGUUUUGUACGAGGAGGAGGUGCAUAUUAUUUGAUAUCGAGAAGUUUGGGCCCAGAGUUCGGAGGCUCCAUCGGUCUGAUCUUUGCGUUCGCCAACGCCGUGGCUGUCGCCAUGUACGUGGUGGGCUUCGCAGAGACGGUCGUAGAGCUUCUCGCUGGUGUCGACGCCCUCAUGACGGAUGAACUCAACGACAUCCGAAUCAUCGGCACGAUCACCGUCAUCCUGCUCCUUGGCAUCUCGGUGGCAGGAAUGGAGUGGGAGGCCAAGGCCCAAAUCUUCCUGCUCUUCGUCCUCAUCACUGCCAUCAUCAACUACUUCAUCGGAAGCUUCAUCACUGUCAAGUCUAAGGAAUCCUAUGGCUUCUUCGGCUACGAUUCGGCCAUUAUGAUGGAAAACAUGGGUCCGGACUUUCGAGACGAGACGUUCUUCUCCGUGUUUUCCAUCUUCUUCCCGGCCGCCACCGGUAUUUUGGCUGGUGCCAACAUCUCGGGAGAUCUCUCCGACCCCCAGUUGGCUAUCCCCAAAGGCACCCUGCUGGCCAUCCUGGUCACUGGCAUCGUCUACCUCGGAGUCGCCAUCUCCACAGGUGCAUGCAUCGUUCGAGACGCCACCGGCUCUCUGAACGACACGGUGAGCUCUAUGUUCAUGGCCAACUGCACCGACGCCGCCUGCAAGAUGGGCUACGACUUCUCCAUCUGCAAGGACCCCAAGACGCGCUGCAAGUACGGGCUCCAAAAUGACUUCCAGGUGAUGAGCAUCGUGUCAGGCUUUGGUCCCAUCAUCACAGCCGGGAUCUUCUCUGCCACCCUGUCCUCUGCCCUGGCCUCUCUCGUCAGCGCCCCCAAAGUCUUCCAGGCUUUGUGUAAAGACAACAUCUAUCCCGGCCUGAGCAUGUUCGCAAAGGGCUACGGCAAGAACAACGAGCCCCUCCGUGGCUACAUCCUCACCUUCUGCAUCGCCCUGGCCUUCAUCCUCAUCGCCAAGCUGAACAUCAUCGCUCCCAUCAUCUCAAACUUCUUCCUGGCUUCCUAUGCCCUGAUCAACUUCUCUGUGUUCCACGCCUCCAUCGCCAAUUCACCAGGAUGGCGUCCUAGCUUCAAGUACUACAACAUGUGGGUCUCCCUGGCGGGGGCCAUCUUGUGCUGCGGCGUCAUGUUCGUCAUCAACUGGAUGGCGGCGCUGCUCACCAACGCCAUCGUCUUGGGCCUGUACAUCUACGUCAGCUACAAGAAGCCAGAUGUGAACUGGGGCUCGUCCACCCAGGCCCUGACCUACCACCAGGCGCUGACCCACACGCUGCACCUCAGCGGAGUGGAGGACCACAUCAAGAACUUCAGGCCCCAGUGUUUGGUGAUGACUGGCUACCCCAACUCUCGCCCCGCCCUGCUGAACCUGGUGCACAGCUUCACCAAGAACGUGGGCUUGAUGAUCUGUGGCCACGUUCGCACCGGAUCCCGGCGGCCCAACUUCAAGGAGCUGGGGGCUGACCACUCGCGCUUCCAGCGCUGGCUGCUCCGGAACGAGACCAAGGCCUUCUACACGCCCGUGUUCGCCGACGACCUGCGACAGGGCACUCAGUAUCUGCUGCAGGCCGCUGGACUGGGCCGCCUGCGCCCCAACACCCUGGUGUUUGGCUACAAGAACGACUGGAGGGACGGGGACAUGAUGAACGUGGAGACCUACAUCAACAUGAUCCACGAUGCCUUCGACUUCCAGUACGGUGCCGUCAUUCUGCGACUGAAGGAAGGACUGGAUGUCUCCCACAUUCAGGGACAAGACGAGCUGCUGUCGUCUCAGGAGAAGACCUCCGCGGUGAAGGACGUUGUGGUGUCCAUAGACAUGAGCAAGGACUCUGACGGAGACUCCUCCAAACUCUCCUCCAAGGCCACGAGUCUGCAGAACAGCCCCGCCGUUCAAAAAGAUGAAGAUGACGACGGCAAAGCUCCGACACAGCCACUGUUGGGAAAAGAUAAGAAGAGCCCGUCCAUGCCGCUGAACGUGUCCGACCAGAGGUUACUGGAGGCCAGCCAGCAGUUCCAGAAGAAGCAGGGCAAGGGCACCGUGGAUGUGUGGUGGCUGUUUGACGACGGCGGCCUGACUCUGCUGAUCCCCUACCUGUUGAUCAACAAGAAGAGGUGGAAGGACUGCAAGAUCCGCGUCUUCAUCGGAGGCAAGAUCAACAGGAUUGACCACGACCGCAGAGUCAUGGCGACCCUCCUCAGCAAGUUCCGUAUCGACUUCUCUGACAUCACCGUCCUUGGGGACAUUAACACCAAGCCAAAGAAGGAGAGCAUCACCGCGUUCGAGGACAUGAUCGAGCCGUACCGGCUGAAGGAGGACGACAUGGAGCAGGAGGCGGCGGAGCGGCUGAAGAACAGCGAGCCCUGGAGGAUCACCGACAACGAGCUGGAGCUGUACCGCGCCAAGACCAAUCGCCAGGUCCGCCUGAACGAACUGCUCAAGGAACACUCCAGCACCGCCAACCUCAUCGUCAUGAGCAUGCCUCUGGCCAGGAAGGGCACAGUGUCCAGCGCCCUCUACAUGGGCUGGCUGGAGGUGCUGUCCCAGGACCUGCCCCCCAUCCUGCUAGUGCGUGGAAACCACCAGAGCGUGCUCACCUUCUACUCCUAGGACCGCCGCCGCCGCCGCCGCCCGACACACCGACCACCUCCGCCCCAAAAAAACACUAUCUCUCCACCUGCACAGCAGACCUGGGGUGGACCGUCACCGCAUUAAAGGUUCACCGUGUAUACAUACAUAUAUAUAUAUUAUAAAUAGAAUUACUGUACACUCCAAACCAUGGUAGGGUCCAGGCAGCCAUUAAUAAGAAUACUUUAGUUUGAAUAAGGAAAGAGCGCACUUACUGAGUUAUACUACGAUUUAAAACCCAGCUCCAGUGACGCCACACUCGCUACUGCGUGGCCCCAGCUGGUAUAAAUGUGUCUUCUACUUUUUCUGUUCUUUCCCCGCAGACCCCUGACAUUGGGGGGGUUUGAUUGACUAAAGGUUAGUUUUAGUCAGGCAUUGUUGGUGUGUCUCUGGAGAUGUUCUCAGACAGAGUGAGAGAGGAACGGUUCCACGUUUUGAUGAGGGUUCGUGCACAACGUCACAUCGUUCAUGUCCUUCUUUCGAUUAUCUUGAUGUCACGGUUCUAUUUUCUCCACUUCGUUUUUUUGUCAUUGUAAUGCAGCAAUAAACUGUGUUACAGUUUGAGGCUUUGGAGGAGAACCAUGCAGAAUGCUUUCCAAAAAACACUUUUUAAAAGCCUUAUGGAUGUGCCUUCCAGUUGAAUCUGAUUUAAACGAUGGAUCUCUGUCCAUGUCGAGAUGUAUUGGUGGUUAACGCAUACUUUUGUAACUGGGUUUAAUAUGUGAUUUUAUUUAGUUUUAGCGUUUCUUUUUUUGAGAGUUGUAUUUAUGAGUGGCUUGCAUGAAUUUAGUGAAAGAGUGUCCAAUUAAUCCCCUGAAUAGCUUUCCCCCCUCCCUAUCUGAUUUCUCUUCCUUAUCCUUAUCGAUUUCUUGUUACUUUACGAAGUCGUUUUUAUCCAGUUUUAAGUCUUCCUUUUCUAUUUAUUUUUCAAAAUACUGUCUAAUGAAAUGGGUCAAUUCUCGGUGCACUAAUCCCAGCCGAAGGGGCCCCUUGUGGGCCCUGACGUUGGGUCUUUAGGAGGAGCUCCACGAAGGUCAGACAGCGAAAGGUCCUGCUGUGUCAGGAACCACCAAGUCUCACACACACGCUUGAUAAUCUCACACGCCGCCACAUAGCUGCUUGUAAAUACCAUUUAGUUCAUUCACCGUUAUGUCCUCGAUGUUGAGGGGGCUGGGGGAUUCUUCCAUCCAGACAGUUAGACUUACAAACUUGCCUUAAUGCUAGAAUUAACAUCUUUCAUAGUUGCUUUUUCUCUUAUAAGCCAUAGUGGCUCAACGAACAGGUUCCUGUAGUUACUGAGUGAUUAUUAAUGUGUGAGGGGAGAACAUGACGUGCCGUGGCCCGCGUGUUUCAGCGGCUGCGUGUUUGUACAUACCACUUAGCGUAGCUCCAUUUCACACCUGCUCAUCUCAACGGUUUCUGUUACAGUGGGACAACCAGAAUGUGAUCUUUAUUCAUUUUUUGUUGCCCUUUCAGGCUUGCCUGUUUGUCUAUAAAGUUUGAAUUCAUCGACUUAUCAUGUCUAAUUGUGUUGAAUGCUAUUAACUCAUUUACUGUAGACCACGGCAUCGAACGGCGUUCCCGCCCACACGCUAGUUCACGGUGAGGCUGAUUUAACUUCCUGUGACUUUGUCCAACGCUAGCUCACGGUUUGAGUCCGGCAGUUUUUUUUCGUUGUCUCAUUUCGACGUUCGUCUCACCGUUCCUCUGAGGUAUAGAAUGGGGUUGAUUGUCUGUAUUAAAACGGCACAUUUAAUGUUGUGCGCGCUGGAAUGAGAAGAAUGUGUUUGUCGAAGCAGGAAUGUUUGGAAAAGGUUGCUUCUGAAGAUAUACCUCUAUGUACAUGAGCUAGUGGUGUACCCGAACGGACUGCUUUCCAAUCCUCGGUGUGGGAAAACGUCUGUUUCGUCUGAACUUCAGAUUUCCACCAAGUGAAUAAAUUCACACGAUUUUCUUUCUUUAUUUUCUUUCUUUUUUGGAGUGACUUUGAUCUUAAAAAAAAAAAAAAAAGUAGCCUAGGAUAUCGGUAGCCUAAAACAAAAGUACUAUAUUCAUUAAGAUAUCAUUUUUUUUGAUUUUAUUUUCUUCUUUCCCUAUUCUCCAUAGAUUUGAUUUAUAUUUUAGUCGAUCUUCAUAUAGGCCCCUUUUUCUUAUGCAAUCAAUAUGAUGUGUCACAGUUUGAGGUGAAAGCAACUGUUACAUUUACAAAUGGAAGAUUCCGAGCACAUACUUCGAUAAUGGAGGACGUUUUAAAGAGAGGGGUUCAGUUCCAGGCCUAUUUGGGAUCCACUGCUGUGUUUUGGGGAGUUCAAUGUAUAAACUGCCAUACGUUACGACCACGUCCCACCAUUCUGUGUCUGUGUCCAGAGGAUACGAAUGUAAUAAAACACACAUUUUAAAGGAUGUGGAGGAAUGUAAGCGCUUUUAUUUUAUUAAAAAGAAUCAACAGGGUCUUAAAGGAUCUGUGCAGUGACACUCAUCCGCCAACAUUGUUACAAAGUGACAUUAACACACAAAUGAAACAAAAGAAAAAAAACACGGGUUACUUACUACUAUACUUGUAUAUUUAACUCCAUACACACACAAUCGCAUAACCAAGACGAUGUCAGCUGUGAGGUACUUGAAGCUGAAGGGGGAAAACGUUGUCUUUGAUAUGUAUUAUUAAACACGAUUAUAUAUGUCAAACCAAAUAAUGUCUUGUGUUUGUGUGCAUUGUUUCGUCAUGAAUAUAUAUAUAGACUGAAGAUGUGCAUUGAGGCACAGGUACUUGAUUGACCGUAGCGCGCUCGUACUAAGCCAGAUCGACACUACUACUGCUGUUACUACUGUGCUUUGUUUUUUUUCAGAACCAAAUGUCACCUGCGCUUGUGUCAUCCAUGCAAUUUUUAUUGCGGGGGUUUUUAAUUUUCUGUUUUGCCAUUUGCCAUUCUUUCCAUCGAAGUUCCCCUCCUCUCAUCCGUUGAUAUUGAGCCAUCAUGUGGAAUGUAGAAUCUAAAUAAUCAACCAUUUUUCUCAAGACCGUCACUUUCUAGUAAACACUGCAAACAUGAUAUACCUGUAAAUAUGCUUCGUAGUGGACAUGCAUAAAUUAAGGGAGUUUCAAUUAAAUAGCACAUGGUAUUUAUUUUACAUUGUUUAAUUUAGUAUAAUUUUACAACCAUUUUUUUCUUUCUUUAUAUAUAUAUAUAUAUACAUAUAUUGGUUUUGGUUUGAAAUUAAUUUGCAUGUUGGUUUGUUUUGCCUUUCAAAUUUGUCUUCAGUCUUUUCCCUUCAGUCCAUAUUAAUCUUGAAAUACCUUGGAAGAAAAGCUAUGAUGACAUCCACAGUGCAAAGGUGUAUUCCCCUGCCGUCCCACUGCAGGAGCUGGGAAACACCCAGGCAGUUGAAACAGUCAUGUUUUGAUACGCUGUACUGUAGACAUGGAUAACAUUACAUGGAUAUGUCAUGGAUAGGCUUUUUCUAACAUUGAUGAUAAUCAAUACUUUGUACAUCUUUAUUGCAAUAAAUCAAUCAAAUGGAAUCAAUA